Messenger RNA from Labrus bergylta (ballan wrasse), 2906 nucleotides. RefSeq names its product ADP-ribosylation factor-like protein 15. The record is from RefSeq and is a predicted model, not a curated record. Gene Ontology annotation, molecular function: GTP binding; GTPase activity. Lineage: Eukaryota; Metazoa; Chordata; Actinopteri; Labriformes; Labridae.
GCGUUGUAGGCUUCGCCAGUUUCCUCAACCAAACACUCAACUGAUAAUUGUGUGAUAAAACUGGAAGUCAGCCGGUGGACGAAGGGGUGCUUUCUCCAGAAAAGCACACGAACCCUGCGGCCCUCGUCGUCACUAACAAACUCAGUCGUCUUUGCACCGAAACAGGUCGUAUUGUUGGACAGGGCGGCGAAAAUUCCUGUUUUUAAACCCCGACCAAAGGCUGCUUCUUUUUUUUUUUUUUUUUAAUUUUUUGCUCUGGCUGUCGAAAGGCGGGGAAUACAAAGCGACGUGUGGUCAAACCCUGUGAUUUUUGGACUAAUUGAAGCAAAAACGGGAUUACUACAAAGCCAGUUCGUGCAGCAGUGACUGGUCAGCGGUAGUACAUGGAUUAUCUGUGUUUCCGGGCACUGUGCUGUAAAGGACCUCCACCGCCAAGACCAGAGUAUGAUGUGGUGUGCAUUGGCCUGACAGGUGCUGGAAAAACCAGCCUGCUCUCACGUCUCUGUAGUGAGGGUGGCGACGGCAUUGUACCUACAACAGGUUUCAGCAUCAAAGCAGUGCCAUUUCCAAAUGCCAUCUUGAAUGUAAAAGAACUUGGAGGAGCAGACAAUAUCAAAAAAUACUGGAGUCGUUACUACCAGGGGUCACAGGGUGUGGUCUUCGUAUUGGACAGUGCCUCGUCAGAUGAGGACCUCGAGGCUGCCCGCAACGAGCUCCACUCGGCCCUUCAGCACCCCCAGCUUUGCACACUGCCUUUCCUUAUCCUCGCCAACCACCAGGACAAGCCUGCUGCAAGAACGCAAAACCAGAUCAAGAAAUACUUCGAGCUGGAGCCGCUGGCCAGAGGGAAGCGCUGGAUCCUGGAGGGCAGCUCCACCGACAACAUGGAGACGGUGAAGGAAAUAUUUGGUCAGUUCAUUAGCCUAUUGGAGGACAAAGACACAGAGCCUGCAAGGAUAUGAUGCUAACGCUGCUAAUGCUAAGAGACAUUAGCGGCUGACGACAAAGAAGAGCACCAGGCGCUGCUGUUGCACAUGAACACACACAUGCACAGACACACACAUGUAAACACAAGAAUAUAGAGCAGAAAGCUGGCCUCCUUUGAGAAGUGUAUUGUAUGUUAGCCACCUUUUACUGGGCUCUCUUUUUUUUUUUCAAAUUGAGAUUGUGCACAAGCAGUCAGCCACUACAGCCUGAGUGCGGAGAGCUGCCAUUAAACACAACUGAUGUAAAGCAGUUUAUACAGGAAAAUCAGAACUCUGCCAGAAAUGGAAAUCUUGUUUACUACUGUCUGCGCCUUUGGGAUUAAACCAGUGGCAUGUGGGACAUAUGGCAUUCCUUCAGUCAUCAUUGGACACUAACACACACAUUCUCAGUCUUAUACACACACACACACACACACACACACACACACACACACACACACACACACACACACACACACACACACACACACACACACACAUCAGUCACACACAGAGUGAGCCCAGGUUGUCUGUAGAUAUGUUUAACAUCUCCAGUAAUGACUUUACAGGAUGUGUGGGUGGGCACUGUUGACAUUGUCACUGAGAAGAACUGUAUGGUCGUCUUGUGUGCUUCUCCUUUUGACCCGGUAACAACGAAUGUUGUUGUGUGAUUGGAGUGAAUAGUCCAAUGCCUUGUCUUAUGUACGGUAGUUACAUAUCUAAUCUGAAUAGUGUAGUCUGAGUAUCUCAUGGAGUAUUAUGUACAUGCUAACAAUAUAUUGCAGUGUACCCUCCUGUGCAGCCAUACACAAGCACUAGUAAUCAUGUGACUGAGUGCUAUACUGAGAAGUGAAGUGGAAACAAGAAUGCUUUUAUAAAUGUGCAACUUAGGGUAUAUUUUAUAGCUCUGUAUGUUAACCACGUAGAGCUAUGUACAGUGCAUUCAGAUUUCUAUGUCAUAACACACUUGUGAAUUGUUUUAAAUCAAAGACCAGAAAGAAAAGAAAAAAACGCAAUGAUUGACCAGGCUCCAUGCAGCCUCAAGAUAGAAAAAUGUGAUGAAGUAAGUUUUCUGUAUGUAAAGCAAAUGUCUUGUUUGUUUGUUUUCAUUUUCACAUUUCUUUUAUUGUUUUCUUUUUUCCUUUUGAAACUCACAUAAUCCGUCUCUGCCCGGGGAGCAGCUCCUGUCUCCCAUCAGGGUGGAAUACAAACUCUAUCAAUCAGUCGCAGCAACAGCUGCAUCUGACAAUUCCCUGUCCGACACCCUAAUGCCUUCCAACUGUCUGUGAAGACCCCUCCCUGUCUGCUGUUUAUCGUGGACCCCCGCCCCACUUCAUCCCCGCGCACUAUGCUCCUCCACUGCAGUUCCGCUCCCCGUCCCCAUUACCACUCUGCGGGGUUUUCAUCCCACGUGUCAUCUUUCUGCCCUCAUGUGGACUAGCACCUUUAAAAUUAGUCGUAUUGAACGUGCCACAAGAUGUGCUUCACUAAUGAAUCAAACCGCCUCCCUGUGUUUUUAUUUUUAUGCCUUUAUUUUUUUAGAGAUAGGACAGUGGAAAGAGUCAGAAACCGGGGGUAGAGAGUGGGGAACGACAUGCAGGAAAGGUGCCACAGGUUGGAUUCGAACCCGGACCUCCCACUCUUGAGGAUGUGAGCCUCCGACAUGGGGCGCGCACACUACCUGCUAGACUACCAGCGCCCCAUUUUGUUCAGUGUUUUGUCAGGUUUUUAAUCGCUUUUUGUCCUUCACUGAGAUUUGCCAGCUAGCUUUUAGACUCUGGAGGGAUCUGUGCCCCAUUCAGUCACCUGAAUGCAAAACAAAUCUGUGGACGAGGGAUUAUACAAAUGUUGAACUUUGCAUUUCACCUGCUCACACAUUCACUGCUGUCUGUUUUUUUUUUUUUUUUUUUUGUUGAUUUUGUAUCGUUAUUUGUUUUGUUU